AUGUUACGUAUAUCAAAGAAUAAACAAGUUGUGGAAUAUCUUGAAGGUCUUAAAAUGAGUCGUUCACCUAACAAGCAGUACAGAUCCAGCCCAGACAUCAGCAACUUAGCUGAACCAAGCAAUGUGAAUAUAACUAUUCGGAAGCGUAAACAUGAUGAUGACUUUACAGACGCUCUAAAAGAGCUCACAUCAGAAAUUAAAAAUACCUUCAAUAUUUGGAAAGCUGAAAUUCAUGACAAUAUCUCGCAAGUAAAAAUAGAUUAG
Messenger RNA from Parnassius apollo (apollo), 264 nucleotides. Lineage: Eukaryota; Metazoa; Arthropoda; Insecta; Lepidoptera; Papilionidae. The record is from the annotation of a GenBank genome assembly.